This is a messenger RNA of Drosophila albomicans, 2745 nucleotides long. Its product is annotated as adenylate kinase isoenzyme 5. Gene Ontology annotation, molecular function: ATP binding; UMP kinase activity. Gene Ontology annotation, cellular component: cytoplasm; nucleus. NCBI's taxonomy places the organism in Eukaryota, Metazoa, Arthropoda, Insecta, Diptera, Drosophilidae. The record is from RefSeq and is a predicted model, not a curated record. Gene Ontology annotation, biological process: UDP biosynthetic process; CDP biosynthetic process.
CAGCAGAACAUGCAUGUUGCGUUGAAGAACCUGAAUCUGAAAAGCACCAAUCGCAGUCAGAAAUCAGAAGUACACCACGCGCUGGAGACUAUGGUAACGGACAGUUCCGAUAUAACCGGCGCUAUGUAGUAAAUUAUUUCGCUGUGCGUGUUGGUUACGAUAAAUAUUUAUGUGUAUCCCAGAGAUACCGUACAAUAACAAACAAAAAGCUACAAAUACAAAAAAACGAAACUUGAAUUAAAUUGAAAAAAAAAAGAAUUAAGAGAAAAGAAACAUAACAUAUUGCUAUGUAUGUACUUGUAGGUUAAAUGAAUGCAAUGUAAGAAGAUAAUUCAAAUCGUAUGAAUAUAUAUUCACACUGGCAUCUAGUGGAAAGUUCCAUUUGAUUUUUUGUUACCAGCUUUAACUUAAACACACAUUAUAAGUUCGUCAAUUCUGCGGAAAAUAGUGAAAAUACAGCUAAAAAACAUUGCGAAAAUUCAGCUAUACUGGCCACCGAAUGGAUAAUGGGUAUUUGUUUAGACACAGAUGCCAGCGCGGCACAAGAUACCGGCGAACCAGGCAACGAUUGGAAUCAUACACGGAAUCAAGAUGGCCAAAAUGCCGCAGCUGGCAACGCAAUGGCAAUGAAUGCCAAUGGCCGUCUUGGUUCGGCCAAUAUCGGCGCUAUCGAUAUGCAAAAUGCUGGAAAAAUCAAAUUCGAUCCGCCGAAAGUGCCAGUGAUAUUUGUUUUAGGCGGCCCAGGUAGUGGAAAGGUCACCCAUUGCGAUACCUUCAUGCAGGAGCGACGCGGCGUUACACACAUCAAUAUGAUGGAUUUGCUGCAGCAAUAUGCAAUGGGAAAUGAUAUGCAAGACUUUUCGCAACUAUCGUCGAAAACAGUCACCGAAGUGUUGAUGUUGGAAAUGAAAAUGGCUCCAGCUGCCAAAGCCUAUCUGAUAUCAGGAUAUCCACGUUCCAUGCGCGACGUUGUUGAAUAUUCAGAGAAGAUACAAGUCGUUAAUGGGGUUAUCCUAAUAUCUUGGCGUCAAUCUGUGCUACAGAAACAAAUUGAUUAUGGCGCUAAAUUAGGUCAUGUUGUACUCUCCUUAGCCAAAAUGGAAUUGGAAAAUUUCUUCAAAAAUGUGAUGCCAGUCGCCGACUAUUUUGAUCAGAGUGAUAUGCUGUUGGCCGUGAAUGGCGAGCGGGCACCGACAGAGGUAUAUAAAGACUUUCGCACCGCAGUGCUAGACAUAUUGAGCGCGCUAGAGAAUCAAGAGGCCAUGCUGAACGGAGUUACAGUCACUGUAGAUCGCAGGUCAGUUGCCGAUCAGAAUCAGAAUGCUCCUGCAGAUGCUGCAGAUGAUCGCAAUGUCACGAACGCUGUGAUAUCUCACAUAGCCGCCAAUGCGGCCACAGCAGCGGCAACACUACGAACAGGCGGCACAACUGCGGACGAUGACAGUGGCGUGGUUGUCACCCAGCAGCCCAAGCUCAGCCAUGCCGGCACCAGCAUGGAUGCCAGCGAUGAACCCGAGCCAGCAAUUCCGCCCAUCAUUUGGGUGAUCGGUGGCCCGGGCAGCAAUAAGGCGACGCUCUGCCUGAAGGCCGUUGGCCUCAAUCCAGGCUGGUCGCACAUCAGCGUGGGACGACUUCUUCGGAAUAUUACGGAUACUGCGCCACGUGCCAAUACCGAGAGCUAUGCGGUCAAGGAAGCUCUGGCUGCAGGCGAGAUGGCUCCAGAGAAGACACUGAAUCAGCUGCUGGACAAUAAUAUCCGGCAGUUGCGUGGCAAAACUGGCAUCAUCAUCGACGGCUAUCCGCGUAACCUGCAACAAGUCAAAUACUUUGAGAACAAGUACAAACAAAUUCCGCCCACAAUCCUGCUGGACUGUUCAAAGCUGCAAUUGGGACGCGGACGAAUUGACGACACUGUCUCCUCGUUUCGACGACGCCUGGAGUUGUUUCGUGAACAGACGCUGCCCAUGCUUAAAACUAUGGAUACAAGCAAUCGACUGCAGAUUGUGGAUGGGGAUACGGAGCCCUCCGUACAGCGGGAGUUUGAACGACUCAUACGCAAUCACAUACAACAGUUGACCAAUAAGGUGCCUGAAGGUGAAGCCGUCACUGAGUCGCUGGGCAAUCAUGUGAUGCGCAACGAGCAGACCGAUGCAAUACUGCACGAUCUGGAGACGAAUGUACCGGGAUCGGUGCCCACGAUCAGCCACCAUGUGAGCAUGAUGAAUGGUCACCUAAAGAACCGGGGCAGUGCAUUAGCUGGUUCUAAACGACCCACCCAGAUGAUGAACGGCCAUGCACCGGGACGACCUGGUACUGGACCUGUAGCACCUCUUGCCCAACCUGUCGAUUUUCGGCACAUGCUCGAAGAGGCCGAACGAUAUCCGGUGGACUCGUAUAUGUAGCGAAAGAUGAGGAUAGUAUAAAUGAUUAUGAUGAUUAAGGAUUACACGCAGAGCGUAUUACGAAAGUUUUAUAGUUUUAUAAACAAAAAUUCGAAAUAGGCUAAGUCAUAUAUUGUUAGCGUUGAAUUGUUGGAAUGAGUAUUUAGCAGAUGAGUUUUUGAUAUAGUUUUUAAAUGUCUAAUGCGUUCUAUGCCAAGAUUUCAUUUUCAUUGUAUCGAACUAUUAGAUAAGCCGAGUAGAAUGUACACAAUAACACAAACUUUUAAAACCAAAAGAAUUUCAAAGUCUCUUCACCAAAAAAAAAUUCAAUAAAAUUGAAGAUGCAAAAAUAAAGGAAAUACAA